UGAUCAGCGGCAGAAAAGCAGAGCCAGACUGCGGCCGACAGGCGGGUGAGAGACCGUGAACGCGUCUUCUGUCUCCGGCAAAAUGUUCUCAGUUUGUCCCAAAGCUGUGCUGCUGCUCGCGGUGUGCGCGCGCGCGUCCUCGGCCGCAGCCAACAACGGCAGCCUUCAGGUGAGGACCUUUGCCGUGUUUGACCGUUCGGUCACGGAUGAGCCGAUAGACCUGCGAGGAGUUUAUGCAGACGACGAUGUCAAGUUCAACCGCUCCGCGCAUGUGUGGGUUCGUAACGUGACCAACAUCAGGCCGCGGAUCUCAGAAGAGGCGCUGCUGUUCCUAACGGGCCCCGUGUCCACCGUCCUCAUUCCGUCCUUCUACACGCUGGUCUGCCUGAUCAGCGUGCCGAUCAACAUCUGUGCCGUGCUGGCCUUCGCUCGGAGGAUCCGGCCCAAGAAGCCGGCGGCGAUCUACAUGCUGAACCUGGCCUGCGCCGACCUGCUCUUCGCCCUGCUGCUCCCCUUCAAGAUCUCCUACCACUUCGGCGGCAACGACUGGAUUUUCGGCGCGCUCAUGUGCCGCGUGGUCACCGCGGCCUUUUACUGGAACAUGUAUUGCUCGGUUCUACUCAUAGCGUGCAUCAGCGUGGACCGGCUUCUCGCCGUGGUCUACCCCAUCGACUCCCUGGCUUGGAGACGGCCACGGAACGCAACCAUAGCCUGCGCGGCCAUGUGGAUUCUGUCCUUCGCCGGCUCGGUGCCGCUCGUCCUCUCCGAGCAGACCUACCACCUUAAAGAGUUGGACGUCACCACCUGCCACGACGUCCAGUCCUCACAUGAGCUGAUCUGGCGCUACAGGAUCUACUUCAUCACCCUCUGCUGCGCCCUCUUCUUCCUGCCUCUGCUCGUCACUGUGGUGUCCUACGUCCGGGUGAUCUGGUCUCUGAGCAGGGUCCCCCGUGGGGUCCCGGGACGCUCGCGCAGAAGAACAAGAGCAGUGGUGAUGGCUUUAACCGUGCUGGUGAUGUUUGUGCUGUGUUUCACCCCCACAAACUGCCUGCUUCUAGCCCACUACCUGCAGUUCAACGAGGGAGUGGAGAGGAGCCAGGAGGCCCCUGACGGCUCCUACGCCGUAUAUCUGGUGUUCAUGUGUUUGGGGAGCCUGAACUGCCUCCUGGAUCCUCUGGUCUACUACUUCGGAUCAUCCCAGUGUCAGAAGCAGCUAUCCGGUGCGCUGAGGUGUGAGAAGGCCGGAGAGCGCCGGAGCGGCAGCCGCUCGUCCAGCAGCAGGACGAUCCUAAAAUCCGCUCAUACAGAAAGCUCCAAGGUGGACACGUCGGUCGCCGAGCUGGACCCUUUCCAGAAAAGCCUCAACAGCCAAUACAAGAAGCUGCUGGUCUGACAGAGCCAGCGGGCAUUAAUCAGUGACUUUAAAGGGAAGUGAACGGACGAAGCACGGAAGGAAGCUGAGAUUAGAUCAGAGUGUGCCUCGAGAACGCUUCAGUUGAUACUAUGAAAAGCUUUUGUUUUUGCACUCUGUUGUAUGAUUUUAUAAGCUGUUUUACAUUUAAUGGAAGGAAACAUUUUGUAUUCUGUCUGUACAUACACGUGCUGUAUAGCUCAUUUUAAAGCACUUCUACUUAAUCGCGUCUGACUUUGUUCAUUUUAAAGAACGAUAACCUCCUCUUUCUGCCGUUUUGGUCUGUGAUAAAUAUGUUUUCACGUCGCUGUGGUAGUUUCACAAAGAGGCCAGCAACAUGCUGAGCAAACAGCACCGUUUAUUUCAUGCUGCCCUCUGCUGGCUGGAUAUGUGAAGUGCUUUCAUGUGUGUUACUCAUUUUACACCAUCGUCCAGGUUCCUCUCUGCUCCAGCAGGUGGCGCUACUGUACUGUUAAUAAAAUGUAACCUGAAGGAUGGAGUCAGCUGUGUUUUACUCUUAGGAGACGAUUAUGUGAGGAAGGAACAACUGAGUGAAUAAAUACUUUUUGAGUGUUUCAAACAGCCA
Chelmon rostratus (copperband butterflyfish) is the source of this 1997-nucleotide messenger RNA. Its product is annotated as proteinase-activated receptor 1-like. Gene Ontology annotation, biological process: blood coagulation; thrombin-activated receptor signaling pathway; positive regulation of blood coagulation. The transcript has 2 exons. Gene Ontology annotation, molecular function: thrombin-activated receptor activity. Gene Ontology annotation, cellular component: membrane. The record is from RefSeq and is a predicted model, not a curated record. The coding region runs from base 83 to 1393 and encodes 436 amino acids. Lineage: Eukaryota; Metazoa; Chordata; Actinopteri; Chaetodontiformes; Chaetodontidae.